AUGCAGAGUGUACAGAGGCAAUUUGGCAGGUUCAUGAAACGAUCCGCAGAUGAAAGCCAGGUAGGCAUUCUUCUCAAGGACUUUGAUGAGACCGACAAGUUAUUGGGAAGGAUCAUCGAGUCGACACGCGCCUGGCGCGAUGCGUGGUCAUCCAUCCUGCUGCAUCAGGAGCGAAUGCUCGGCGAGUUUGACGGUAUCUAUGCUCCCAUCAUCGGGUCCUCCGAUUCGACCACCGCGAAAGCCGCCCCAACGCCAGAAGCAACACUAGCCAGGACGCGCAGACUGCGAGAGGAAUACGAAGAGUUGCGCAAGGAGCUGGCAGAGGAGAUUAAUGCUGUGGAUCAGCGGAUGAUCAGGCCCGCCUCGCAGGCGAAAGACUACCUGACUCCAUUGAAGAAGACGAUCAAAAAGCGGGAAGAUCGCAAGCUCGACUACGAACGCUACCAGAGUCGCGUCGACAGCUACACCAAGAAGACGAAGCGCUCAGACCGGGAUAACGCCGCGCUCGCCAAAGCAGAAACCGACCUCGCAAGAGCCACGGAG
Molecule: messenger RNA, 543 nt
Organism: Aspergillus thermomutatus
Lineage: Eukaryota; Fungi; Ascomycota; Eurotiomycetes; Eurotiales; Aspergillaceae
Exons: 3
Biological process (GO): endocytosis; plasma membrane tubulation; actin cortical patch localization
Cellular component (GO): medial cortex; actin cortical patch; Rvs161p-Rvs167p complex
Molecular function (GO): lipid binding; protein binding
Source: RefSeq, a predicted model, not a curated record